This is a messenger RNA of Gigantopelta aegis, 4473 nucleotides long. RefSeq names its product reticulophagy regulator 3-like. The record is from RefSeq and is a predicted model, not a curated record. The coding region runs from base 240 to 1112 and encodes 290 amino acids. Lineage: Eukaryota; Metazoa; Mollusca; Gastropoda; Neomphalida; Peltospiridae. The transcript is spliced from 6 exons.
CCCAGUUUCCUGAAGAUUCAGAUGAAUGGAUUCCUGUUCACCCAAGGUUACUGAGUGUUCCAGAAAUAGCCCAUAUUCUUGCACAGAUUUGGCAGAGUUUUCUUUCAUUCUGUCAUAAAUGUCGUCUGCUUAGAAGGAACAAUUAUAAAAAAUUUAAUAUCUGCAGUGCAGUAUUCUUCCUGUGCCUGUUACUGUUUGCUCAAUAUGUGUCGGACAUCGUGUUAUCUUAUGUGUUUGUGAUGAGCAUUAUGCUGUGGCCGGGUGUGAUCUAUCACAACCUGCUGAAGAAAGCCUAUCUGAAAAUGGAGCCUGGGUUCAUGUGGCUCGACUACCACCUCAAACAGCAGAUGAACAAGGCUAUGCCAGUACUGACGCGGAGGGCAAGGUCAGAUGAUGAAGUUACAGCGUCUAGGGUUUCCAUGGAUGAUGACGAUGACUUCUGUCCGUCUAUGAAUCCCGAGACAAUCGCGCUGCUGGCUCGGGCAAUCACAGACAGCGAGGACGAGAGUGGGACACCCUCUCUUCCCACACCAGGAGCGUCGAACCAGCCAUCACUGGAAAACAGUGACAGUGAGGAAAUGACCAACUUCAACUUGCCUAUUGACAGAAUGCCAUCGUACGAUGACCUGGACCAGACUGAUGAUGACAUGGAUGAACCCGAAACCAAGUCAAGCAGGAUGAAUUACACUCCUUCGCACUUCAUCGACGGGUCCGAUUACUCCGACUCGGACGACGAGGACACCCUCUCCAAGGACCUGGCCUUCCCCGAAAUAUCGGAAAUCCAGGGAGGAGAGAGUCCCUCACAUUCUAACGCACUGUCGAAUCUGACGAGCAAUCUCGUUAGUCAGACGCUGACCUCCAUGAUGCAGUCGGCCUUGCAUCGAGUCACCAACAUGGGCGACCUCUCAUCGCCGGCCUCGUCCAGCCGGCGGAUUGGGGCGCACUCUCGCAUCACGUACACGAAGACUGAGAGAGGCGAGUCGCUAGACCUGCUGGAUCAGGAGUUGGAGGACACCAUCGAGGAAGAGGAUGAAACGGUCGGGGCUGAAGCAGAAAUAGAAAAAGAUUUUGAUUUUUUAGAAGAUUUUGAUCGUGGAGAUUCAAGCAGUUAGGUUGAUAGAAACAUUUUUUUAUUGCAGUUAGAUGUCGAUGAAGAUGUCUAAUUUGUAAGACAGUUAAAAGCAUUGUUUUUAAAUCUCAGAUCAGUAGACUGACGUUGAGGAAGAGGAUGAAAGUGUUGGAGCUCAAGCAGAAAUAGAAAAAAGAUUUAAAUUUUUUACACAAAUUUUGAUCCAGGAGAUUCAAGCAGUUAGACUGAUUGAAACAUAAUUGUGUAUUGCGGUUAGAUGUCAGGGAUGAUGUCUAAUUUGUAAGAUAGUUAAAAGCAUUGUUUUGAAAUCUCUGAUCAGUAGACUGAUGUUAAUAUUUCUAGAAGUGUUUUCGCUGGUCCAUGUGGGAUUAAAUGAAAGACAAAUGUAGAGGACUAUAAUAAGACAAACAUGGUUGGAAUCAUAAAGGCAUCAGUUUAGGAAGGAAGUCAACAGGUACUUGACUACAAACAGGUUUGGAAACACUGCUCAGAUUAGUGGAAAGAGAAACCAAGACAAAUAUAAUGGAUGAAAAUGGAUGGAGUCUUAAAGACGUCAGUUUAAGAAGGAAGCCAGCUGGUAUUGGCAGCAAAAAGGUUGAGAUACAUCGAGCAGAAAGGCACACAUUUUUUCAGGUCCUAAUAUAAAUAUUUAUAUCAUUCAGAUAUUCUGACUAUUUAUUUUUGUGUGAAAUAUAGAUAUUUUUUUUUUUACAAAAGAAACAAUCCAGUGAAAAUAUAAAUUUUUAAGAUUUCAUAUGUACACAAUGUAGUAUUUUUCUUAAAUCAAAAUAUAAUGUUCCUUUCACCACGUACCCCAUCUAUAAUAUGUAAAAUGACACGAGCUCCGUGAUUUGUUUUGUCUUGAGUUUUGGGGGAUUCUAAGGUUAACAGUAACAAUAAAAAUAAAUGAUUCUGUUAAAUUACAGCUACUUUUUUUUUAAUAAUAAUUUUUUUUCUUUUUAAUUACAGCUGCUUUAAUAUGUAAUCUUCAAAAUUAAACUACAAAUCAUUUCAUGGGGUGAUUUAUAAAACAUAUGUUAUUGUGAUUUGAUUAGGAUCUAAUAAUUGUGAUUCCUUCACAGUUAGUAUAUUGUAAUUUUAUGACUAAACGUUUUAUUUUUUAGCUUUCUUACAUAUGCUACAGUUCAUUACUGCAGUUCACCAUGAUGAUUCAUUUAGUGGUGUACUAGUAAACAUUGGGUAAAUUAGAACAGAUUCUAUAGAUAUAAUAUUGUAAAUAGAAUACCUGACAGUGUAUGUUAUUUUUAUUAUUAUUACACAUUUAAAAUUUUUUUUUUUUAAAUUAACUAACAUUAACAAAGUGAUUUCUUUUAGCUGUUUUUAACUAUAUUUAAGCUAUGUUAAUUAUUGCACUUUAUAAGUUUUAUUUUACACACGUUUUAGUUAUUAUAUUUAAUAUCAGUUGCUUAUUGUUUUAUGCUGCAUUGGAUGGGAACAAUUAGUGUCCAUAUUCUGCCCCUUAUUUUUCUACAAGAUAUGUGUAACCUUGAAAUAGCUUUUUCAUCUAUAUUUUCCGCCAUCAACAUACACUCGGUGGCGUAGCAUGGGUAGUUUUUGUUGAAUAAUAUUAAUAAUCUGUAGGUUCAUUUCAGGUUACUAUAACUGUGGAUACGUGAGACUGUGGAGUUUCACUACUAGUUAUCUAAAUUAUUUUAGAGUUACGCUUCUUUAAUACAUUUUGAAUGUCGUCUCACUACCACAUAACUUAAUAAAAUCAGUGCAUUUAUUUCUUUAUUAUUCAAGUAUAUUUUUUAUAUGUAUCUUAAAUAUUCUUCGAAUCCUGUCCAUUGAUAUUAAAUUUUUUUGUGAUUGAAAAUUUUAAUAAAAUCAGGCAGUAUUUUUCAAAUUUUAACUAACAUAUUUGUUGUAAUAAUCACUUCCUGAAUUUUUAUUUAAUUUUUUUUUGCUGUGUUCACAAAUAACUUCUAAAUUUGUUGUUAAUCUGAAAUGAAAUGUGUAAAGAUAGAACUACAUAUGUGUCAUUGUAGAAAACAAUUACCAAUAUUAGCAAAUACAGUAUCUAAAGAAUAAAUAUGAAAACCCUUAAAUACAUGUAUUAAGUAAAUUUAAUAUGUAUUAAAAUCUCAUUGACAACAUCUGUUAUUUUGCAUUUUCGAAUCUUUUGUGCAGCAUCAUUCAAAAGGCUGAAAAAGGUGCUGUUACAAUAAAUAGAAAUUAUGAUUUAUUAAAAUGUUUCAGCAUACAGUGAAUUAUUUACUAAUUUAUCGCCAAUUAUAUAUUAAAUAUUACACAGGCAAUUAUAGCAAUUCUGUGUCACGUUAGUGCAAUAUCAUUGAUAUUAAUAAUACAGAAAAUAACUAAAUAAAUAUAAUCAGGUAAUAAAUUUCAAUUUGUGGUACACUUGAAUAGCCAGAUGGGAUUCCUGUGUUGUAAAUUUAUACUGUAAAGCAGGGUUGGGGAAAUGUGUGUGUAUAAAGUUUGCAUUGUCCACAUCCACCCCCGUCACAAUAUUUAUAUGCACAUAUAUUAUUUAUAUGCACAUAUAUUAUUUAUAUGCACAUAUAUUCAUCGCAGAUACUAAUGAUUGCUUGUGAAAUUUAUGUUGCAAACAUUCACACAGGUGUGUGUAAAAAUGUGAGAAAGAAAAAUAUGUCACAAUAUUAAUUUGGUUUAUGCUAUCAAUAACCCCGAACCACACUUGCUGUUUUGUAAUAGUCAUGUAAAAUUUUGCAACAGAAACCAUUCAGUUAAUUACUUUGGUUUUUUUGUGCUAGUAAUUAAUUAUGACUUGUCAUGUGUUAUUUUUGUUUCACUACAUGUAUUUAAGAAAAAAACAUGUCAUAUGAGUUUGUUACACUGGACUAAGCAGUAUGUUAUUACUUCUUGAUGAUAGUGACAAAAAGGAAUUAACUCCUGUUAGUAUAUUCCUUUUGAAAUGGCUCCACAAGGUCUGUAUGUGCAUACAUGUAGAAACAUGCAUCGUCUGUGGAGUAUGGUAUCAAUAGUUGUUUGAUAUUUGUAUAUUAUUAUGAGAAAAAUGUAAUGGAUAAAUCAGUACAUAUCACAUGGCAGAGGAACACAAAUAAGUAACAGCCUGGCAAACAUAAUUUUAUAAAAUAUGUUUGUUAAGUUUUUUAAGUUUUUAAUUCAGUACAGAUGAAAAGUUUCCAUCACUCUAAAUAAAAGAUUGCAAGUUAAAAGACAAUUUAUUUUUUUAAGAAACUUCCAGUAAUAAGUCACACAAUAAGACAUCGUUUCUGGGUUUUUUGGUCCUUAAGUUUAUAAGCAGGGCUUCUAGAUUAUGAUAGCUCCAAUCCCAUGGCUAGUGAUAGUCAAUGUUGGGCUAGUAAAUAACUACUAUUGCCAUGCCCGACGGCUAGUGAAAAAAAAAGUUGUUAAAU